AUGGCGAGAGGCGGCACAUCGAACAACGACUCACAACACCCUACCAUGGAGGAGAUGAUGGCGCUGAUCAAUGGCUUGAGAGAGGAGAAUGCACGAUCCAGGGAAAGGGAAGAGGUUAUUCAGAGAGAAAAUGAGGAGAUCAAGAGGCAAGCGGAUGAGAUGCAGAAGCAUAGCAGUAGCAGUAGCAUCACCAUGUCCCUUGAAGAGUCGCUAAGAUCUCUGCCGCUGGAUUACCUGAACCUCCUCAUCAACGGCCAGGCCUUCAGCGACGUCACUUUCAGCGUGGAGGGACGUCUGGUUCACGCGCACCGCUGCAUACUGGCCGCGCGGAGCCUCUUCUUCAGGAAAUUCUUCUGUGGGCCGGACCCACCCUCUGGCCUGGACCCCACCGGCCCAAGGAUCAACUCGCGCUCCGGAGUCAUACCCGUCAACUCCGUCGGCUCCGAGGUCUUCCUCCUCAUGCUCCAGUUUCUCUACGGUGGCCUGGGGUGCGGGAGAACGGGGGGUGUGGGGUGCGGGAAGGAGGUGGGGAAGGUAUGUAAAUUUAGGAUUUUUUAUUUUUUUUUAAGGGUAAUUUAGAUAUUUUAUAUAUUUUUUUUUAGAAAGGGGGUGUGUUUAUAUGAGAGUGGAGGUGUGUUUAUCAUCUGCCUAAAUAAUAGUGUAUAUAAAUUGUCACUCUUAAAUUGUUAUUGUUUUCCUUUUUUAUUCACUGGUCGUGGGUCGGCCCAUUAGCAUGUGGAAUGGCCCGUUACCCGUGAACUAUGUAAGGUGGUUGCGAAGAUAAAAAAAAAGGUGGUUAAUAUUAUAUA
Molecule: messenger RNA, 809 nt
Organism: Cajanus cajan (pigeon pea)
Lineage: Eukaryota; Viridiplantae; Streptophyta; Magnoliopsida; Fabales; Fabaceae
Source: RefSeq, a predicted model, not a curated record